This is a messenger RNA of Panicum virgatum (switchgrass), 1660 nucleotides long. RefSeq lists its product as uncharacterized. The transcript is spliced from 2 exons. The coding region runs from base 41 to 1291 and encodes 416 amino acids. Gene Ontology annotation, molecular function: protein binding. Lineage: Eukaryota; Viridiplantae; Streptophyta; Magnoliopsida; Poales; Poaceae. The record is from RefSeq and is a predicted model, not a curated record.
CAGCACUCGCAGUUGUUAGGAUUCGCCGCCGGCCGCCGCAAUGUCCCGCCGCAGCGACCCAACCGAGCCGCCGCCGGCGAAAUCCCCAAUGCUAUCGAGCCCCACCACUAUCAACUCCCUCGGCGAGGACCUCCUGCUCGAGAUCUUCCUCCGCCUCCCCUCCCUCGCGACGCUCGUCCGCGCCGCCCUCACCUGCCGUCCGUGGCGCCGCGCGGUGGCCUCCUCCCCCGCCUUCCGCCGCCGCUUCCGCGAGCUCCACCCGGCGCCCCUGCUCGGCCUCGUCGUGGAGCCCCAGCACGACGCCCUCCCGGCCUUCUCGCCCGCCCAGCGCCGCGACCGCGACGUGCUCGCGGCCAUCCGCGGUGGCGACUUCGCCUUCACCCCUCUCCUGGAUCCCCAAGACCACGCGUUGGACGCGCCCCUCCGCUGGCGCAUCCAGGACUGCCGCGGCGGGUACCUCCUCCUCUUGAACUGGGACGCCGGGUUACUCGCCACCGUUAACCCCUUGGCCCCAUGGGGCACAGAAUACUUUGAUUUCCCUUUCGAUAUGGAGGCUUCGCCAGGAAAUCCUGACCAACAACCUGUCUCGCUCGACGUGCAUUUGCUUUCCUCGGAUGAAGACCCCAUGUGGUUCCAACUUGUGUGGCUUCUUUAUGAAAAAUCCAGGGUUCAGGUGGUCGUCUUCUUGUCGGACACCAGCGAUUGGUACUUCCUCCCAUGGUUUGAGGUAAAGGAGAGGCUGCCGCCACAAGAUGCUGACAAAUAUUGGCUUCAGUCUGGGUCACAAGCUAAUGGCACUGUGUACUGGCCUUUCACGAACCAGGAGCACAUGCUGAAGCUGGACACAGACACAAUGGAGUUCUCUGUUUCAGAGCUUCCACCGUACUUAAAGGGUCGGCAGGGUUGCCGCUUUGUUGUUGGCGAAACCAAGGAUGGUGUGCUUUGCAUUGUCUUUUGCACUGGCUUGAGCAUUGGUGUGUUGAUGAACAGAGUUGAUGAUGAUGGUGUUGAGAGUUGGAUUCUGAGUGGCAUGGUCCAUUAUGAGGUAGGGGCGGACCCCCCGAUAAACAAUCAUACACUGCAAGUCAUGGCUAUUGAGGAUGGGUUUGUCUACUUCACCACAUCAGAGAUGGUCCUGGUGUUAUGCUUAGAAACAAUGAAGCUGGAGAAGCUGUUUCCGAGGAGUUUUCGUGCCCAUCAUUUCCAUCCCUACGUUAUGGCAUGGCCUCCUUCUUUAUUGGGAAACUAUGGGAGCUUUUUUGUUCAAGAUGGCGCCAACAAUGCAAAUUAGGUCAGAAGCAAUGACAUAAUUUCAAAGUGGUAUGAAGGAGAUGCGUUUUGAUGUUUUGGUGUUAGAGCUAUCAGCCACCAGCCUACAUGUUGAAGUCACUUCCUUCUAUGUGCUAUUUCAAGAGCCUUUAUGAAAUGCAUGGCUCCCCAAUGUUAGGGACAUGUUCCGUACCUGGCUAAUGGUGAACAAUACUUUCAACCCGCUUCUGUUUUGAAGGUCACUGUAAAGCUUGGAAUAUUUUUUCUCAGGCACCUUUUAUUAAGUAACGCUAUAUACAAAAUCAAUCAACUUAGUACCUUGCAUAUGCAUGGCGUAUUGGCCCAUUUGGAAGAUAUAUGCAUGUUUAUUCAUGCUUUGUCCUGUGUUUGA